AUGUAUGUAUAUUUUGUAGGGGAGGCUCAUGCGAUUUGCCACUUAUUGGAGCGUAAAUGCGUAAUGUUCUAUGACCUUGGCCUUUUGUCCAGGCUGGGAGGGCUACAGCCCCGAUCCAUACACUGAGUUCUUUCAGCUUGGUUCUGAACCCAAUGGUGCAGAAUAGGGAUGUCAUACUGUUCCCAUCAUGCAUCUUGAGCAUCAUUGCACCCCAAGUCAAAACAGUCCCUGUUUUGUCAUUUUGAAAAGAAGGCCUUUGUUAAGUUGAUCCAGACCUGAUUUUCUUUGUUUCUCUUCUCUUUACAGAGAAGAGAAUCUGCCUCUCUUUCCAAAAAGGCCAAUAACACAUUCAACAUUGUUGGAACUACAUACACCAUCAACGAAGCAAAGGACCCAGGUUUAACCACCGUCUCCAGGAGUGCCACCACAGCUACACACCACCACCACCACCACAGCCACAAGGUCCCUAAAAUGGACGACAAUUACGUGGAAGCCAUAAAGUCCUACAACCGCGUCAGCAAAGUGGACAAGAUAUCACGCAUCAUCUUCCCUGUACUGUUCUUCAUCUUCAACCUGGUCUACUGGGCCACGUACAUCAACAGCAAGCCGCGCGCCGUCCCCCCUCCCAGGUCCACCUCCCAGAAUUAA
This is a messenger RNA of Coregonus sp. 'balchen', 648 nucleotides long. Lineage: Eukaryota; Metazoa; Chordata; Actinopteri; Salmoniformes; Salmonidae. The record is from the annotation of a GenBank genome assembly.